CCAGAGCGCGCGUGCGCAGCUGGGAUCCCAGUUUUCUCCCCAACCUUAGGCCCGCCCCGCAGCGCUUCCUUGAGCGUCCACCGCCCUUUGUCAUUUGGUCUGGACUCGGCAGAUUAGAUGCAUACAGGCGAGCAUCCAGGAGACAAAUGGAAGUUCUCAAAGGGACAGGGCUCCGUCGGGACUGAAAGGCAGGAGUCACACCAGCAACUGUCUUUUGAGUCUUCCGAUGGCCUUUAGGGAACUUUCACGUACAUUAUUUCAUUUGAAACUUUAGGCUGUGAAUUCCUCUACACGGAUUUCGAGUACAUCGUUAGCAUUAGGUCUAAGCCUAUAUUGUGGACCUCCAAUAAGUAUGAAAGGAGGGAGUGAAAUCAAUGAACAAUGUUGGUAGGCGUCUACAUUUUUCUAAUGUGUAAACUAAGGCUUAGGUCUGUGUCUUGGCUGAGCAGCUACUAUGUGAGACUGGUGUUACGUGGGUGAUAAAAGAAUUUAUUGAUAGUUUUAGGUAAAGAAAUGCAGAUUUAUUUGAGAAGGUAUGAAAAUACGUUGAAAGGUUGCAAUGGACAGACCAGCCAGAGAGGAGCUGAUUUCAGGGAAACAAAGGCUUGGUGGAGAUUUUAUAGGAUUGUUCUUGGGCUGCAGGGUGCUGUGCAGUACUGAUAACUCCAAGGUUGCAGAGAGCUAACUUGCAGGUGUCUCAUGAUAGCUCGGUGCAGGAAGAUUGUGAAUUAUUUGCACAAGAGGGCUAUGUGUCCUGCAUCAUGAAGAAAGGCAGACUUAUAGUGCAUCUGCUCUUUUUGCUUUCCCUUGGUCCCACUAGCCUGACUCUCUUCUUCUCAUUAGGACUCCGCAGUAUGUAAAAUGACCAUCUAGAACUGCCUAGCAGAAACUGGAGCCUCUGUUGCCUGCCACCUGCUCUAUGUUUUUAUAAUUGUAGUAGUGUUGUAUUAUUACCUGUCUGACGUUAGAGUUGGUGAUUGAGAGGAUAAGGAACUGAAUACUAUUAACAAACAUUUAUUGAGCACUUAAGUGCAGCACACUGUGUCAAAACUUUACAUACAUUGUUUCAUUUAAUUCUUACAACUCCACAAGGCAUGUGGCAAUAUUAUUUCUAUUUUACAGAGCAGGAAACAGGCUCAGGGAGGUGCAGUGACUCCUCUAUCAGAUUUCAUAGGUAAAGGUAGAAUGCUGUUCUGUCUGACUCCAGUGCUUGCAGGCAUAACCCAUAUGUAUACUGCGUCCAGCAUAUUUUCUAAUAUCGUGACGUUAAUAAUACCUUACAUUUAUAUAGACCUUUUCAACGUAUACAGUGCUAAUCUCACAAUUUACGUCAUGCUUUACCAAUAGCACCUAAGUCAUUUGUUGUUCACCAAGCAAUAGCCUGGCACUAAUUUAAUUUCAUAGGUGGCUUCUGCUCCUAGGAGAAAAUAUAUUACCAGCCAACCGAUUAGCAGUUAUUUCUUUAGGUUAAUGAAUUCGUUGGCUUUCUAGUUUAUAAACUAGUCUCUGCGGAGUUUAAAUUCCCUUUUCUGGACUAUGCUGUUAAAAUGAAGUCCCAGAGCCUGCAGGUACAGAAAGGCUGCAGACUUGCGCUAACUCCACAUAAAACAGACACUUUUUUUUUUGAGACGGAGUUUCGCUCUUGUUACCCAGGCUGGAGUGCAAUGGCGCGAUCUCAGCUCACCACAACCUCCGCCUCCUGGGUUCAGGCAAUUCUCCUGCCUCAGCCUCCUGAGUAGCUGGGAUUACAGGCACACGCCACCAUGCCCAGUUCAUUUUUUGUAUUUUUAGUAGAGACGGGGUUUCACCAUGUUGACCAGGAUGGUCUCGAUCCGCCUCAGCCUCCCAAAGUGCUGGGAUUUCAGGCGUGAGCCACUGCGCCCAGCCCAAAACAGACACUUUUUAGAGCACUGAUUUUGAAUAAUUCAGUGGCCAAUUAUCUUGUCCCUGCUGCAUACCAGGUACUGGGGAGGGAACUAGCAAUGAAUGAGAUACUUUCCGUCCUCAAAGGCUCAGAGUCUGGGCAGUGUUUCUCAAGUGUGGUCCUGGGUCACCUGCACAAUAAUUACUUGAGGGAUAUAUAAAUGUAGAUUCAAGGCUCUGCCCAAGACCCAAAUUGGAAUGUCUGGGGUGGGGUCCAAGAAUCUAAAUUUCAAACAAGCUCCCAGGUGAAUCUUAUGCAUACUAAAUUGGAAAAGUACUGCUUUUUGAUAAUCACUUGUUUAAUUUUCUGUCUUUGACCUUGGAACUGGGCAUGGUGGGCCUUAUCUCUGAUCCCUUUUGACCAUUGAUAACACUGCCUGGCAGGAUAUCAGAUAUUUUGUGCCCAGGGUGCCAUAGAAUAUGGAGUCGCUUGUGGCAGAAAACGGAAACAUUCUCUUGCCAUGUCUCUCUCUCUACGUUCAAGGGAACUGGAUUCUAUUCUUUAUAACUCCAGUUCCACAAAACCCUAUCUGCCAGACUCUGAAAUCAGACUUGACUUUGGCGAUCUGUGUUCCAGUGCCAACUCCAGUUCCCAGGCCCAGGCUCUCCCCUAAUCUUUUUAUUAAUGACUAUAUAAUUAAUGCAUGAAUAUAUUAUUUGUCUUCCUCUGACAAACAUGGUCGUGUGGAAGAGUUAACAGUCUAUGGAGUAACUUUUCACCAGUCUAGGGUGUGAGCCUGUAAAUAAAUGUUCCCUCUUCCUUCUCUCAGGCCCAUUCUCCAUGGUUCCUUAAAGGGUUCUGGCAGGAUUGAGUCCUAGUUAGGCACAAUGGUGAUCAGCUUGAUAAUGUAGCCUUGUGUUGCUUUCACUCUUCCUAGCCCUGAACUCACUCUCAUUCACUUCUCAAUGCUGGCUUCCUGCCGGCAAGCUCUCAUUUCGAGUUCUGCUUUCUAGGGGGAGCCCAGGCUAAUACAGAGACCCUAAAGUUAAACUGGCAAAUCAAAGGGUAACCAUAUUUAAUAAACACUGGCAAUGAGCCCUUGUGAAAUGCCAGACCAAUUUACAGUCUCACCAUAAGUGUAUGAGAUAUCCAUUUCCCACUGUUUUGCCUACUUGGAAUAUUAUCAAAUUUGAGUGGAUAGUUUUGGCACUUUCCAGCUAUGUGAGCUUGUAAAAGCCACUUACACCUCUGAGUCUUGUUUCAAGACACAUAGAAUGAGAAGAAUAAUCCCUGGCUUGGUGAAAAUAAAAAAUCAUCCAGGCUGUGAAAGCACUUUGUGAGCUAUGAAGUACUAAGCACAUGGAAGCAAUGGUUCCUAAAUAUCCCAAGGAUGAAAAACCCAAACCGGUUUUCAUUUUUAUAAAGAGUCCUUCAGAGUAAAUCCAUGAAAAUAAUGGAAAAAGCUGGGAGUUAGUCAGACUUUGGUCAAAUGAGGUCUUGUGAAGGGAACUGAAUCUGGGCUUUGACCUCAAAGACUCAGGGUUUUCUACAGCUUUGGAAUCCUGGAGAACUGCUGUCACCAAUGCUGGCCACCUGCCCUGGCUACGUUCCUCACUUGUGCUUUGCUGCUUGAAAACUAUAUUAAUAACAGGUUUUGCUGUGUUGAAUCUAUCUGCAGGCUAAUCUAAAAGUCAUAGUAAGUGAACAGAGGGGGAAGAAAAAGAAGCCCUUGUUUCAUCAACAUCCAUACUAGUCCCUGUGGGGGCUCUGCCCAAGGAAUGUGGUGGUGGCAGGGCUAAAGCUCAUUUCCCAAGCGUAAACAUGGCAAAAGGCUGCUGGCCUGUUUUCAUUCUGGGAAAUAUUUUGAAUAGUUUUUGUUUUUGAAUGGAAAUGAAUUUUGAACUUUUUUUUUUUUCUUGAGACAAGGUCUUGCUCUGUUGCCCAGGCUGGAGUGCAGUGGCUAUUAGAGUUUACUGCAACCUGAACUUCCUGGGCUCAAAUGAUCCUCCACCUCAGCCUCCUAAGUAGCUAGGACUACAGACACAUGCCACCAUGCUUAGCUUAUUUUUAAUAUUUUUGUAGAGGUGGGGUUCUUGCUAUAUUGCCCAGGCUGGUCUCCAAUUCCUGGGCUCAAGCAAUUCUCCCCAAAUUUGGCAUCCCAAAGUGUUGGGAUUACAGGUGUGAGCCAUUGUGCCUAACCAUGUUCGAUCUAUGAUUUUUUUUUUUUUUAACAGAGAUUAUUUUUUUCCCAUAUACCUGGCUCCUGCAGUAGCUCUACCCUUACCCACACCAAACUGCCUCAGCCAAACACCUGGGAACUUCCUUGGUGGCUUCUUCCUUUGAUUUUACCACCUGAAUAGCUCUAACACAUACCUCUCUAUUCCACUCGUCUCUUUUUCUUCUGCAUGUUUAUCCUCACUCACCUCUGGGCAUGCACAGUGAACAAGGGGCUAUAACUCUCAGUGAAAUGAGGGUGAAAUCAUGAAACAGUAAAGCCAGAAGUGACCUUAGAGAUUAACUAAUCCACUCCCCUUAUUUUAAGACAGAAGGAGAUGAAGCUAGGGUUUGAACUGAGGGCUUGGUUCCAAGUUUCCUGCUUUUACAUUUGGCUGGCAAAGAAAAAAUUAUUCAAAGAUACUUGUUAAAGCACAGGAAGAAAGACUUUAUUCAGGACCAUUGUGAUAAGUAUAGGGACUACUACAGUGGGGUCUUGCAGUAGAGGAGAGAGAUUGGGCUCGACUCCCAAUAUAGCAUGGGCCAGUGGGAAUGUAUAGCCAAGGAGCAGGGUGGGGUCACUGGAAGGAAAAUUGCUAAGAGCAAACAUCAGGAGUAAGGGGGAUUCUGGCUAAACUCGCCUAACGGGAUUCUUGCUGAGGACAGGCCAGGGUAAUCAGAUAGCACCUGGGGGAUGGUAGAGGUUGAGGAACCCAGUCAUGCGGGGUUCUCAGUAAAGUGACUUAGAGUUCUUUGCCAAAACCAUUUUUUUUAUGAGGAAGUGCACAGAUAGGGCUACAGAAGAUUCAGAAGCCUGACUAAAAUUUGGCCAAGCAAAGAAUGUUCUCACCUUCCCUCUUGCACAAUUCACCACCCAACCCCAAGACUUGCUUCUUGGAGAGCACCAGUGUAUUGCUCACUGAAUUGAGCAGAAUGGAAUUGAAGACGGACUUCCUGCCCUAACUCAGUGCCUGGCACAGAGCAAGCCCUCGCAAGCUGCCAUUUUGUGAGCAAUCCCACAGCAAGUCCCGUGCAGCAGGAAACUGAAGCCUCUGGCCCACCGCUGGUGAGGACCAAGGCCUGCCAGUAACCAGCAAGUGAGCUCAGAGGUGGAUUCUCCAGCUCCACUUGAGUAUGGAGAUGGUUACAGACCCAGAUGACAGCCUGACUGCAAACUUGUGAGAGACCCUGAGCUAGAACCAGCCAGAGUGAAGCAACAUGGAUGCAGUCAGCCAAGUCCCCAUGGAAGUCGUGCUUCCCAAGCACAUCCUGGAUAUCUGGGUUAUUGUCCUCAUCAUCCUAGCCACCAUUGUCAUCAUGACCUCCUUGUUGCUAUGCCCAGCCACUGCAGUCAUCAUCUAUCGCAUGCGGACUCAUCCUAUUCUCAAUGGGGCUGUUUGAGAGCCUCCCAAGAGGGCCGGGUGAGGGAUGAGGACAGGCAUCCUGUCCCGAGCCUCUUCCUGUCUUCAGAAAAGCAACAGGAGGGACUUUGGGGCAUGGACCUGAGUUCUGGUUUUGAUUCUGCCAUGAGCCAGCUAUGUGAAUUUGGUCAAGGGACCUAACUCUCUGAGUUCCAGCUUCCUUGUCUUUCAAAUGGGGAUGGUGAUCCCUGCCCUUCCUACCUCAUAGGGGUGUGAGAACCACCUGACUUAGUGGACAUGAAAGCUAUGUGAGCAGUAAAACUACCACACAUAUAAAGAUGCUAUGCUGAAUGCUGAGAAGCUUUGAAGAACCAGAGAAACUGAUUGUUGAUGAUGGCUUUAAAGGUGGUGAGGGAGAUAUUGGGGGCAGCGUAGACUUUGCCAGUGCCCCUCAGGUCAAACCAAACCAAGCAAGCACCCUGUCCCCAUCCCAAGGGGCCAGCAGCACUUUGGCUCAAAGUUAUUUUCUUUAAGGUGCCAUUCCUACAUGUUUUCUGUUUGGAGGAAGAUGGGUAGGGCUUUCCAGAAGCUUCUUUAUGCCAGAAUCUCUGCCCUUGUGUAAUCUGAAGGAUGACUGUGCCAUCUUUGGGCACUGCCAAGGGAGUUGGGGUGAUGGGCUUCUUUCUGCAUUGGAGUCUCACAUCUGUUAGCUUUGACACUGAAGCAAUGUUGGAAUAUGCAGGGUGGCAGAGUUCCCUGCCCAGCUUUUGGGGUCUCUGGCCCCCAUCCCCUUUGGCGUGUCCCUCUGUCCAGCUCCUGCUGUAAUUAGCUCCAUGUGUACCCCCUUCGCUCCCUCCUACCAGCACUGCAGCCGGCCUAAGGCAAUUGUAUUUUAAGAGAUGUUCCCAGGACUUUUGGGACUUACUAAAACAAUGAUGGCUAUUUUAGAUGUGAUAAUUUAUAUUUAUGUAGAGAUAUUUCUGGACCACUCAAGCUCUUCAAUACCAAUAUUAGGAGCAUCUUGCAAUUUAUUAAAUUAUGUAAGAAGAUAGCACAAAUAUGAGGAUAUUAUUGUGUGAAAAUGAUGCUUUUACUUUGAUGUGAUCUCAUUGAUGUACACAAUCAAUUUCCAAUAAAGUGCUAGAAUGCGCA
Molecule: messenger RNA, 6591 nt
Organism: Callithrix jacchus (white-tufted-ear marmoset)
Lineage: Eukaryota; Metazoa; Chordata; Mammalia; Primates; Cebidae
Source: RefSeq, a predicted model, not a curated record